AUGCGGGGCAUGUUUGAAAAUGCACAUUCCUUCAACCAGCCCCUACGAGAUUGGGACACUUCAUCCGUCACGGAGAUGAGCGAGAUGUUCAAAGAAGCCUAUGCAUUCAACCAGGCGAUUGGAGAUUGGAAGAUCCUAAAGGUCCGGUCAACUCGACGCAUGUUUGAUCAUGCUUGGCACUUCAAUCAGCCCAUUGGGCUCUGGAACACCUCGGCCGUGGAGGACAUGAGGCCACACCUUGAGGUCUUUAAUCAGCCGAUCGGCGCUUGGAAUACUGGAGCUGUCGUGGACAUGAGUGGCUUGUUCAAACAUGCACUGUGCUUCAAUCAACCAAUUGGAUCGCAGCUUAGCAGAAACCGGGGCAAGUUCGCAGAACUGGUGCGGUUGAGGUUCUACAACGCGGUGUCUUUUGCCUAUCCCAUUGGCAACUGGGACACCUCGAGUGUCACUGAUAUGAGCUACAUGUUCAGAGAUGCUGACUCCUUCAAUCAACCGAUAGGUGGGUGGGAUACGUCCGCCGUGACAGACAUGGCCUUCAUGUUCUGUGACGCCAAUGGGUUCAAUCAGCCCAUCGGUGACUGGGACACCUCACGUGUUCAAUCCAUGACCUUCAUGCACCUUUGGCAACGUAAAAAAGGGGUGGCGUGGCGAGUUUGGGCAAACAAAACGACCAGCAGUUCGAAAGGGGUACCGAAAUUGGAGGAAGUCGGGGUGCCCCUAUCACAUCCACUCACUGGAUGGGACUAA
Molecule: messenger RNA, 747 nt
Organism: Durusdinium trenchii
Lineage: Eukaryota; Dinophyceae; Suessiales; Symbiodiniaceae
Source: the annotation of a GenBank genome assembly